AUGCCUGCCCCAAUUGAGAUAACCGAUCCUCUUGCCAUGUCGCGCGAUCUUUACGACGAUGAGAAGCUCGUCGUUGACGACUUCGAGCGUCACGCAGGCCACUGCACUCUAUGUGCCAGCCCUACUCAGACUCAUAAGAACAACCGUUCCCUCUGUGCUAGAGGGACAAGCUAUGCUCGCGCCGUUGCCAACUACCUCGACAGCCGUAACGGCAAGUACUUCUCUGCGGUAGACUACGAGAGCGGCCGAUCCACCCGCAUCAAGCUCCCUCGUGACGCUUUCGCUGUCCGCGACCUCCUCACUGCCCUAGAGCAGGGCCUGCGUAUUCGCGAUAAGCCCGUCAUCGUCCAGCCUGUCCAGCCUGUCCAGCCUGUCCAGCCCACCGUCAGCUACGACCGUACCUACCCCAUUCCCGCAAGAGGAGCCAGCAAUCUUCGCCCUCGCUCCAUGUCCCCAGACGCAUACCAGAUUAUCGAACGAGCUCCCCGUCUCUCUCGCUCCCCCACCUCCAUUAUGUACCGCUCCCCCGGUGGCUCUCCCAGCCGUCCAACUUCCAGCCGUGGCUCGCUUUACGACUCCGACUUCCAGGAACGCGGGGAGCGUCGCACAGAGACACCUCGCCGCUAUGUCCAGGGUACCCGAUACCACCGUUGA
This is a messenger RNA of Penicillium salamii, 654 nucleotides long. The record is from the annotation of a GenBank genome assembly. NCBI's taxonomy places the organism in Eukaryota, Fungi, Ascomycota, Eurotiomycetes, Eurotiales, Aspergillaceae.